Molecule: messenger RNA, 931 nt
Organism: Synchiropus splendidus (mandarinfish)
Lineage: Eukaryota; Metazoa; Chordata; Actinopteri; Syngnathiformes; Callionymidae
Gene: cart4
Product: cocaine- and amphetamine-regulated transcript 4
Exons: 4
Coding region: 80-484 (134 amino acids)
Biological process (GO): cellular response to starvation; negative regulation of appetite; G protein-coupled receptor signaling pathway
Molecular function (GO): neuropeptide hormone activity
Source: RefSeq, a predicted model, not a curated record
GCGGGUUGGCGACUCGUCCACACCGACCUGCUGAAUAUUGAUGAGGCGGAUCAGACGUGACGCAGCAGCGCCAGCAUAAAUGCUCCAGCGGGAGGAGGAGAGGCAGCCACACCGGAGGACCAGAGGAUCCGCCUCAGUCGAGACCCAGCAGAUUCCUGUGACAACAACCAAGUGGACGAUGGAGGCCUUACGAAUCGCCAUUUACUUGUCCAUCUGUCUGUCCGUGCUGACCACAUUCUGUCAGGGUCAAAGGUCGCUGGACCAGCCCUUAAUUGGCAUGAACACCCAGCAACUGGCUGACGCGCUGCAGAACCUCCUGGACGAGGACGAUGGCGUCGGCCUAUCAGUGGAGAAAAAAGCCAGCGUCAUUCCUCGGUGUGACGUCGGCGAGCGGUGCGCGAUGAAACACGGACCCCGGAUCGGCCGGCUGUGCGACUGCCUGCGAGGGACCGCGUGCAACACCUUCUUCCUGCGCUGCUAUUGAACACACGUCCGUCGGGUUUGAGAGGUCAGAGGUCAACUUUUAAACAAAGGUGUGGUGUUAAGAUCGACAAGCCCACUGUUGGUGUCUGCUCACAUUUAUGCACUUCACAAAGCCAAACACUAGAGGGCGGUGUCUUUUCCCGUUACGUCAAAUAUAUAACUAUUACAACUCCAAAACAAGCCCACAUUAACACAUAAAUCGUGGCUAAAAUGUUGUGAAUUUGUUUGAUCGAUAUAAGCUGUGUACAUUUCCUCACCCACUCAACAUGGAUGUUUAUUAAAACCCACUCAUUUUAUUGUCACUUGUGCUGUUUCAACAUGUUUAAAUAUCAUUCAAAUAGGUUUUCACCGCUAACUAAAGUGUGAAUACAUGCAAGUUGACUUCCGCUGGCUGUUUCUCUGUUGAAACUAUGUACUUUUGUGUAAUAAAAAUCUUGAAAUGACCAUU